Bufo bufo (common toad) is the source of this 3394-nucleotide messenger RNA. It is a transcript of the gene GK, whose product is annotated as glycerol kinase. The transcript is spliced from 21 exons. Bases 86 to 1777 code for a protein of 563 amino acids. NCBI's taxonomy places the organism in Eukaryota, Metazoa, Chordata, Amphibia, Anura, Bufonidae. Gene Ontology annotation, cellular component: mitochondrion. The record is from RefSeq and is a predicted model, not a curated record. Gene Ontology annotation, biological process: glycerol metabolic process; glycerol-3-phosphate biosynthetic process; triglyceride metabolic process. Gene Ontology annotation, molecular function: glycerol kinase activity.
UGUGGCAUGGCUAUGUGUGAGCCGGGCAGCGUGCAUUAGAAGUGGGAGAGGCCGAGCAGUCAUCCCGGGUUACACUGUCAGGAGCAUGGCGGCUUCCAACAGACUUGUCCUAGGACCAUUAGUGGGGGCCAUUGAUCAGGGCACCGGAUCCACCCGCUUUCUGGUCUUCAAUGCAAAAACAGCUGAACUACUUAGUCAUCAUCAAGUUGAAAUAAAACAGAAGUUUCCCAAAGAAGGGUGGGUGGAACAAGAUCCAAAGGAGAUUUUACAGUCUGUUUAUGAAUGUGUAGAAAGAACCUGUGAGAAGUUAACUCAGCUUAGCAUAGACAUCACCAAUAUCAAAGCUAUAGGAGUCAGUAACCAGAGGGAAACAACUGUUGUAUGGGAUAAGACCACUGGAGAACCUCUUUAUAAUGCAAUUGUGUGGCUUGACUUGAGAACCCAGUCUACUGUUGACCGGCUACUAAAAAAAAUUCCAGGAAGGAAUAAGAAUUUCUUCAAGGGGCGAACUGGUCUUCCUUUGAGCACUUAUUUCAGCGCAGUGAAGCUACGAUGGCUGCUAGACAAUGUUGAAGAAAUCAGGCAUGCGGUGGCAGAAGGCAGAGCCAUGUUUGGAACCAUUGAUUCCUGGAUCAUUUGGAGCUUGACGGGAGGGAAGACUGGAGGUGUACACUGUACAGAUGUGACCAACGCCAGCAGAACCAUGCUAUUCAACAUCCAUACCUUGGAAUGGGACGCAGAGCUCUGCCAGUUUUUUGAUGUACCAAUGAGUUUGUUGCCGAAAGUGAGGAGUUCUUCUGAAAUCUACGGACUUAUGAAAAUCUGUCCUAGCCUGAAGUCUGGAGCUCUGACCGGAGUGCCAAUAUCAGGGUGUUUGGGUGAUCAGUCAGCUGCAUUGGUUGGACAGAUGUGUUUCCAAGAUGGACAAGCAAAAAACACGUAUGGUACUGGCUGUUUCUUGCUGUGUAAUACUGGCCUAAAGCCUGUUCUUUCAGAUCAUGGGCUGUUGACCACAGUGGCUUACCAGCUUGGAAGAGAUAAACCUGCCUAUUACGCACUUGAAGGGUCAGUUGCAAUAGCUGGGGCAGUUGUACGCUGGUUACGAGAUAACCUUGGCAUUGUAAAAACAACUGAAGAAGUAGAAAAACUUGCUGCUGAAGCUGGAACAUCGUAUGGAUGCUACUUUGUUCCUGCAUUUUCAGGCCUUUAUGCACCAUAUUGGGAGCCCAGUGCCAGAGGAAUCAUCUGUGGUCUGACACAGUUUACAAAUAAGAAUCACAUUGCGUUUGCUGCUCUUGAAGCCGUCUGUUUCCAGACCAGAGAGAUUCUAGAUGCAAUGAACAAAGACUGUGGAAUUCCUUUGAGCCAACUGCAGGUUGAUGGGGGCAUGACUAACAAUAAGAUCCUCAUGCAGUUACAGGCUGAUAUCCUGUGCAUCCCAGUGGUGAAACCUUCUAUGCCAGAAACAACUGCAUUAGGAGCUGCCAUGGCUGCCGGGGCAGCAGAAGGAGUGGGUGUCUGGAGUCUUAACCCUGGAGAUUUGACUGCAGUGACUUGUGAACGGUUCGAACCACAGAUUAAUCCUGAAGAAAGUGAAUACCGAUAUGCUCGCUGGAAAAAAGCAGUGAUGAAAUCAAUGGGCUGGGAAAGUUCUGAGGCUGCAACAAAUGGGAAUGGUGACUCUAGUAUCUUCUCUAGUCUGCCUCUGGGUUUUUAUAUAGUGAGUAGCAUGGUAAUGUUAAUCGGAGCAAGGUACAUCACAGGACUUGAGAAGUGAAGCUAUUUCUGCACAUUUUUUUCUAUUGGUGGUGUUUUUGGAUUCCUCUGUGAUUUUAAUCUGAUAGAACUUGACAACUCUAUAAAAUUUCCACACACAUUUUUUAAAUCUAUUUAACCUCCUCUCACUGUUUAAUAAUGUUUUUAGCAGCAUACCUCUUGUAAAUCUAAUAUACAUGAGCGGUAUUCUGCUAAAGAUAUAUUGAGAACCUCUACAGAGAUGACAAUAAAGGGAAUGCUAAGCUCACUGAUCAUUUAGAUGCGACUUGAAGACUUAUUUGCACUUAGAGAUUCUAAUCAUUGGAAGUAUUAAUAUCCCGAUUAAUAUCUCAAGACUGAUUGGGAAACAUGUACAGAUAUUUUUGAUGAAGUUGUAAUUUUUGGAAGUUAAGUUAACCUUGUAUUUUAUCUGGCACAAACAAUUAUAUUUGCUACAACUUGUUUUCUUCUAAAGCAUUUGUGCCUUUUACAUUCCAAAGGCUGUGUAUCUGUAUGUUUGUUUUUUCCUUAUUUUAUUGUCAUGUAUUUCAUAAGGUGAGAGCCCUGAGGAAUUACUGGUACCAUGUAUCACCAAGGGAGAAUACAGUUCUUUUACAGGGGAAUCAUUGUUUGAUUAGAUGUAAAGAAAUAUUUUAGCAACAGAUACAUUAAUAUUAGAUUUCUUUUAUUUAAAUAUGUUACUGUGCAAGUGCAAAGUCCGAGAUGAAGUCUGAUUGUGUUUGUGUAAGAUAAAUAUUUGAAGCCUUUAUCUUAUGGCCAGAAUGUUGUCCUGUCCAAGGCUUUGUUCACACUGUUUUUGGUGGCAAGAAUAGUGCAGUCUGCAGAGCAAGAAACCUGAUAGACCCUUACAUAAGUCAAUGGGUUUUGUCAAGAUUUUUGGGGUUCCAUUUGAACACCUAUCUGUCCUAUGAGUCACGGCUCCAUUUCAGAUAGAAGUCUUGAUAGUAGUGUGAACAGAGCCUAAUACCUCCUUCUUCUGAUACUUGACCUCUGCAAAUCUACUAGACUGCCCAGCCACUUCAUAAUGCAAGCAGAUCCAGGAUAAUUUCUCCUAGUAAUGUAUAUUUGCUGUUAGUACAGUUAAUUGGUGACCGUGUUCUAAUUUAAAGGGAACCUGUCGGCACCAAAAUUGCCCCGCAGCUGCCUGCAGUACCUUACAGCUGAUGUCCUCUGGUUUCUAAUGAGGUGUUUGUCUAAGUCAUCCAAUGGACGUAAUCAUUGUAAAACAAAUUGUAUUCCGCCGUAGGCUGAAUGCAAGUGAAGAUCAUGAAUUCAGGGGGCGGUAGCUUUUACAUUUGAUGUCAAGCUUGCCACACCCCUUCCCCGCCCUUUGAUUUUGAUUGAUGGGCUUUUUUCAUUUUCUUCAUGCGCGAUCCCUUUUGUAGAUCUUGCGCAUGUGCCAAAUGAUAAUAGCCUCCGGCUCGCUCGUGCAAGAUCUCAAGAAGGUAUUGCACAUGAAGGAAACUAAAAAGCCCAUCAAUCAAAUGGACAGGGCAGGAAGGGUCCACUGCGAGCUUGACUUGUAGUGUGAAAACCACUGCCCCCUUGACUUGUAGUGUGAAAACCACUGCCCCCUUGACUUGUAGUGUGAAAACCACUGCCCCCUUGACUUGUAGUG